This is a messenger RNA of Diabrotica balteata, 1512 nucleotides long. Lineage: Eukaryota; Metazoa; Arthropoda; Insecta; Coleoptera; Chrysomelidae. The record is from the annotation of a GenBank genome assembly.
GUUGCAGUCACUGUCAAAAUUGUCUAAAUAAAUUAAAAAUGACGUAUGAAUUGUUAAAAUAAAAACAAUGAGAUUUAACAAUAACUUCCAAAUGCAUAAGAAAUAAAUUCUUUACGUAUAAGAGAAAUUGAAUUAGAAUAAUAAAUGUGUGUGGCUACAAGAGAUAUAAUGGAUUGUAUGUUUGAAGCUUGUUUAGAAGCAACACUGGAACCAGAUGAUAUCCCAAAAACAACUGAGCCAGUAUGGAUACUUGGAAAAAGGUACAACGCUGUUCAAGAUAUCAACAAAAUAAGACAAGACAUAGUUUCGAGACUAUGGGUCACCUACAGAAAAAACUUCAUUCCGAUAGGAGGCAAUGAAGGGCUUACAUCAGAUAAAGGAUGGGGUUGUAUGUUAAGAUGUGGACAAAUGGUCCUGGCACAAGCUUUAGUAUCUCUACACUUGGGAAGAGAUUGGCUAUGGGAUCCUCAAUCCAAGGAUUUAACAUAUUUAAAGAUUCUCAAGAAGUUCGAAGAUCGUCGGCAAGCUCCUUAUUCCAUACACCAAAUAGCUCUGAUGGGGGCAUCUCUAGGCAAACAAGUGGGGGAGUGGUUUGGACCCAAUACUAUUGCACAAGUUCUUAAGAAACUGGUAAAAUAUGAUGAAUGGAGUAGAUUAGCAAUUCAUGUAGCUUUAGAUAACACAGUUGUAAUUUCUGAUAUAAAGGAAUUAUGCUUUUUAAAAAGGAAACUUGAUGGUACAAAUUUAACAACCUACGAAUGGAAACCAUUAUUACUUAUUGUGCCCCUGAGGUUAGGGCUCACUGAAAUCAAUCCUAUAUAUGUUAGUGGCUUGCAAAAAUGCUUCCAGUUUAGGCAAAGUCUAGGACUGAUUGGUGGAAAACCGAAUGUCGCUCUUUAUUUUAUCGGUUGUGUGGGUAAAGAAGUGAUAUAUCUCGAUCCUCAUCACACCCAAAAGACUUGUUGUGUCGAAAAUAAAGAAACUAUCGAACAAAUAGAAGCAGACUUAACUUAUCAUUGUAAAUAUGCAUCUAGAAUCAACAUACUCAAAAUGGAUCCAUCGAUAGCUAUGUGUUUCUUUUGUAAAACGGAACAAGAUUUUGAUGAUUUUUGUCAGAGAGUAAAAACUGAUCUUAUCGAUCCAGAAAAAGAGCCAAUGUUCGAAAUUAGUUUUAACAAACCAAAAGAAUGGUCACCAAUUUUAGAAAACGCCGUAGAAGCUGGAGCUGCAUCAUUCACAGAUUACCAAGAAUCUAGUAGUAAAUAUUUUGACUCAGACCACGAAUUCGAGAUUCUCUAAUGUAUUGAAUCGUCGCAGAUGCCGUAUUUUGUGUUCGAUGGCCAAUGUGAACUAUUAUAUUGUAAUUAAUAACGACUUUGACGAACUUGAAAACAAAAAGUGCUUAUUAAGAGAUAUUGCUAUGCAUUUACUUUAUUGUACAUACAUGAAGAUCACUUGUUAAUAAUUUUUGUAUGUAUAUUAAAUAUGUUCAUGAGUUUUUUAUUUAUAUCA